AAUAGAAGCAAUUUCCAAGGAUUCUUCUGGGAAGCUUACUUCUUUCCAAAGCCCAAAGACAUUUAGUAUAAAAAAAACCCUCGUAAUCUUCCACAAUUUGGUUUUAGUCUUGGCCAACACUCCUUUUUCUUUCUUCCAUCGAAAGCUAUAUCUCCAUUUUGACUUCUUGAGCUCAUAAUUGCUCAAAUAUAAUCCAGGUCUUUGUACUUGUAUUCGUAUUCGCUUUCAGUUGGGUUUCAGCUUUUGCAGUCAAAUUCUUGUUCGAAAAAAGAUCCAGUCUUUCUUCGUCAACAAGUUAGUACGGACUAAAAUCGUUAAACACAGUUACGACUCUUAUCGCUGCGAAUUGUAAUUUCUAGUUCGCUUGUCGUAUCCAUUGAUACAACAAGAACAUAUAUUUUUCUUUUUCUUCGAUAUGGGUAAAGUAGGGGAAGACUAUCUACAGCAAGAAAUGCCGAGCCCGAAAGCCACAAUCCCAGAGAAGAAGACCUACCCAGCAUGGGCGAAGGAAGUGCAAGAAUGCGAGAAAUACUACGAAGUGACGAAAACCUCCGGGCUGAGCUACUGGGAGGUCCAAAAGCGGCUCAAAAUCCACGGCUACAACGAAUUGGAGAAGCACGAUGGCCCGUCGAUCUGGAGGUUGAUUCUGGACCAGUUCAACGACACCCUGGUCCGGAUCCUCCUCGCCGCCGCCAUCAUCUCCUUCGUGCUCGCCUGGUACGACGGAGGGGAGGGCGGAGGCGACGAGCUCACAGCCUUCGUGGAGCCGAUGGUGAUCUUCCUGAUCCUGAUACUGAACGCCAUCGUCGGUGUCUGGCAGGAGAACAAUGCCGAGAAAGCGUUGGAGGCCUUGAAAGAGAUUCAGUCCGACAGCGCUUCGGUUAUCCGGGAAGGGAAGAGGAUCCCGAAUCUCCCGGCGAAAGAGCUCGUCCCGGGAGACAUCGUCGAGCUGAAAGUCGGCGAUAAGGCUCCCGCGGAUAUGAGGCUGGUGGAGAUGAUCUCGUCGACUCUGCGAGUCGAACAGGGGUCCUUAACAGGGGAGAGCCAGGCCGUUAACAAGACCAUCAAACCAAUUCCGGAAGCUGAUUGUGAGAUACAGGGCAAAAAAUGCAUGGUUUUCGCCAGUACCACCGUCGUCAACGGCAACUGCGUGUGCCUGGUUACGCAAACGGGAAUGGAAACGGAGAUUGGAAAAGUCCACAGUCAAAUCCACUUCGCGUCCCAGCUCGAAGAGGACACGCCGUUGAAGAAGAAACUGAACGAAUUCGGAGAGGCGCUGACGAAAAUAAUCGGGUUAAUUUGCAUACUAGUUUGGAUUAUAAACGUGAAGUAUUUCUUCACAUGGGAAUAUGGCACCAACGGGUGGUGGCCUAAGAACUUCAAGUUCUCCUUCGAGAAAUGCACCUAUUACUUUGAGAUCGCCGUGGCGUUGGCGGUGGCAGCGAUUCCCGAGGGUUUGCCGGCGGUGAUCACCACGUGCCUGGCACUGGGUACGCGCAAGAUGGCCCAGAAAAACGCGCUGGUGAGAAAGCUGCCAAGCGUGGAGACGCUGGGGUGCACGACGGUGAUAUGCUCUGACAAGACGGGGACGCUGACGACGAACCAGAUGGCGGUGGCGAAGUUGGUGGCGAUGGGGGCGCGGAGGGAGGAGGUGAGGGGGUUCAAGGUGGACGGGACUACUUACAAUCCCGGUGAUGGGAAGAUACACGAUUGGCCUGCGGAAGGCAUGGACGAGAAUUUGAAAACGAUGGCGAAAAUCGCUGCGGUUUGUAACGAUGCGGGUGUGGCUCAUUCGGAGCACAAGUUCGUUGCCAGUGGUAUGCCUACUGAAGCUGCCCUCAAGGUACUAGUGGAAAAAAUGGGCUUUCCGGAAAAAUCCGAAGACGAUGCGUGUUCGAGUCCCUCUGAUACGAUAUUACGGUGUUGCCGACACUGGAAAAAGACUGUGAGGAGAGUGGCAACUCUGGAGUUCGACAGGGACAGGAAGUCGAUGGGCGUGAUUGUCAACUCUCCGACUGGGAAGAGGUCAUUGCUGGUGAAGGGUGCAGUAGAAAAUCUACUGGAGAGAAGCACUUCUGUCCAGUUGCUAGAUGGCUCUGUGGUAGAACUUGACCAAAAUUCAAAGAACAUCAUUUUGGAAGCCCUCCAUGGAAUGUCAACCAGCGCCUUACGUUGUUUGGGAUUCGCCUACAAAGAUGAUCUUUCAGAUUUUGAAACAUACGAUGGCGACGAGGAUCAUCCGGCUCACCAGCUUUUACUCAACCCAUUGAAUUAUUCAUCGAUCGAGAGUGACCUUACUUUUGUUGGCUUGGUUGGCCUAAGGGACCCUCCGCGAGAAGAAGUUUACCAAGCUAUUAAGGACUGCAAGGAAGCUGGGAUUCGCGUGAUGGUUAUUACGGGUGAUAACAAGAACACAGCAGAAGCAAUAUGUCGUGAAAUAGGAGUAUUUUCACCGGAAGAAGACAUAACUUCAAAUAGCUUAACCGGGAGAGAUUUUAUGGAAAUUAAAGACCAGAAAGCCCAUCUUAGACAAACUGGUGGGCUUUUGUUCUCUAGGGCUGAACCGAGGCACAAACAGGAGAUUGUAAGGCUACUUAAAGAAGAUGGUGAGGUGGUUGCCAUGACUGGUGAUGGAGUGAACGAUGCCCCUGCUUUGAAACUAGCUGAUAUCGGAAUAGCUAUGGGCAUUGCCGGGACAGAGGUUGCUAAGGAAGCUUCUGACAUGGUUUUAGCUGAUGACAACUUUAGUUCAAUUGUGUCUGCUGUUGGUGAAGGGAGAGCUAUUUACAACAAUAUGAAGGCUUUCAUCAGGUACAUGAUCUCCUCGAACAUAGGUGAAGUUGCCUCUAUAUUCUUGACAGCGGCGUUAGGGGUUCCUGAAGGCUUGAUCCCUGUUCAACUCUUGUGGGUUAACCUUGUCACCGAUGGACCCCCAGCGACAGCCUUGGGAUUCAACCCACCUGAUAGGGACAUCAUGAAGAAACCCCCUCGUCGAAGUGAUGACAGCCUCAUCAGUGCUUGGACUUUGUUCCGUUAUCUGGUCAUUGGACUAUAUGUUGGAAUAGCAACCGUGGGGGUGUUCGUUAUUUGGUACACGCAUGGUUCUUUCUUGGGCAUUGACCUUGGUGCUGAUGGCCACACCCUAGUCUCAUACUCCCAGCUUGCAAACUGGGGCCAAUGCUCAUCUUGGGAGAACUUCACGGUAUCCCCUUUCACAGCCGGCUCACAAGUGUUCUCCUUCGACCACAACCCGUGCGAUUACUUCAAGCAAGGAAAAGUGAAGGCCACCACACUGUCCCUCUCGGUCCUCGUUGCCAUCGAGAUGUUCAAUUCGCUCAACGCCCUUUCUGAGGACACGAGCCUCCUAACGAUGCCCCCUUGGGUCAACCCUUGGCUCCUUCUGGCCAUGACCAUUUCGUUCUCCUUGCACUUUCUGAUUCUCUACGUGCCAUUCUUGGCUCAUGUGUUUGGUAUAGUGCCCCUAGGGCUCAAUGAAUGGAUAUUGGUUUUGACAGUUGCUUUCCCGGUGAUUUUGAUCGACGAGGUUCUGAAGUUUGUGGGGAGGAGUACCGGAGGACUUUUCACAUCCGGCUCGAGAAAAGCUUUAAAGCCCAAGACAGACUGAGAGAAAACUUGUGCGGCCUUGACAUAAAAAAAAAAAGGACUUGCAAAAAAAGCUUCCUUAUGGAAGUUGGGGGAUUGUAAAAUACAUGUUCUUCUAUAGUUAUAUUUGAUCCCUACAUGGUUUUUAUACUUGGUCCAACCGCUGACCCUUGCCUUUCGUUGAAUGGGAAGAGGUUGGACAUCGAAGAACUAUAUCAACUUUUUUUCAACCUUUCUUUUCUUCUUCGUCUUCCUUUUUUCUUUUUUCUUUUUUUUCUUUUUCUUCUUUAUCGUCAAAUGAAACGUGUGUAAAAACUAAGUACUUACGCAAUACAAGUUGAGAUCCUUAUACUA
This is a messenger RNA of Rhododendron vialii, 3957 nucleotides long. Its product is annotated as calcium-transporting ATPase 4, endoplasmic reticulum-type-like. The transcript has 8 exons. Gene Ontology annotation, biological process: intracellular calcium ion homeostasis; calcium ion transmembrane transport. Gene Ontology annotation, molecular function: ATP hydrolysis activity; ATP binding; P-type calcium transporter activity. The coding region runs from base 416 to 3625 and encodes 1069 amino acids. Gene Ontology annotation, cellular component: membrane. Lineage: Eukaryota; Viridiplantae; Streptophyta; Magnoliopsida; Ericales; Ericaceae. The record is from RefSeq and is a predicted model, not a curated record.